This is a messenger RNA of Callorhinus ursinus (northern fur seal), 1827 nucleotides long. RefSeq names its product cytochrome c oxidase assembly factor 1 (gene COA1). Gene Ontology annotation, biological process: mitochondrial respiratory chain complex I assembly; mitochondrial respiratory chain complex IV assembly. The record is from RefSeq and is a predicted model, not a curated record. Gene Ontology annotation, cellular component: mitochondrial inner membrane. Lineage: Eukaryota; Metazoa; Chordata; Mammalia; Carnivora; Otariidae.
GCGUGGGGGCCUGCGGACCUUUCCGGCCCACUCUGCUGCCUCCGGAAGGAGAGCACACGCGUUCCGCGGCUAGUUGCCGGGAUCCCGGACAGAUGCUCGCAAACAAGUUGGAAUUUGAAUGACCUGUGAAAUUUUUCAUGGAGAUGACUGUCUGGGAAAAGGAAACUCUAGGACAGAUUUUGAGCUAGAGCUGAUGUAAUGCAUCCCAGGGAAGCAGUGCUUGGAACUCAGGUAGCUUUAAGCAGAGCAACUUUCCUUUGAUGAUUUUCAAGAAAGCUGUGCUGUGAAGUGGCAAAGUCUCCAGGAAGCAAAAUGCCAUGGUCUCUGGGGAAACUGGUCUUUUAUUCCAGCGUGGUGGCCAGUGGGACCUGCACCCUUACAUAUUACCUGAUACAAAAGGCUUUUUCCAAGGCUUCCUAUUACCAGCAGGCAUUGGAACAGCUGCAUGGCCACCCCGAGGCCCUGGAAGCCCUGGGCACUCCCCUCAAUGUCCACUAUCUCCGCCUCACCGACAAGUACAACUUCGUGGACAUUGCUGAAGCCCAGUUGAAGAUUCCUGUCUCUGGACCCAAGUCAGAGGGCCAUCUCCAUGUCAUCUCAUCGAGAAAUGCUCCCUUUCAGAGGUGGCACCUUCAGGAGGUCUUCUUAAAGCUUGAGGAUGGUCAGCAGAUUCCCGUGUUCAAGCUCAGUGGGAACACUGGUCAUGAAGUAGAAAAGGAGUAAAGAUGAUCAGAAAGACUCUGCUUGCUCCAAACACGGCCUUACCUCAUCACCACGUGCCCUCCGUGACUGGGAGCCAGGUGUCCAGCCGCCAGGGGUGAUGGGAUGCUCUGGCAUAUGGUAAUUUUGGUAUAAUUCUAAUUUGACCACAACUACUGUGGGUUUUUUUUUUUAAUCAGAAAUGAAAAUAUUACUAUAAAUUUAAUUGAUAGUUCACUGUCUAAAAACAAAGUACAGAAUAAAAGGACUCAGUAAGAUAUUUGUUAAUUUUUGCUAGUUCUCAUCUUUCCUUUUUCCUCUCCCCUCCCCCCUCCCCAGAGUUUUUAGUUCCAUCAGUGAGAAGACCCAAGACUUACAAGCAUUGAAGAAGAGGUCUUUAAUUGUUAACAUUAGAAUGCCCUACCCUUAAUUCAUGUUGCUAAGUAGCUUGUGAACGUUGUCAGUCCCUUGGGAAUAUUUAUUUUUUUUGCUUCACUGUUAUUUUAUCUUCUUAUUUCUGUUUUAGUCACCAACGGUCUGCCUGAUGGAAGAUUUGCAAAAUAACUGCUUUAAUCCAAACAUUUUAGAAGCUUAAAAUAUUCAUAUGUGUACAUAGCACAUGCAAAACUAACUUAGGAAUGAGAGUUUAAAGCUACAGGUCCUUUUCCUUCUGUUUUACAGACAACCCCAUAUUCGAGAAGCACACCUUUAGGUUUUACCUGUUUUUAGGGAACAGUAUUAUGAAGUCAAAGAUUUUCCUUCCCUCUGAGCACCGCAGCUGAUGAAAACCAGAAAUCUGAUACCUUUGCUUUGAAAAGGCCAGUUUCACCCCUUAAUGCGGUUACAAUUGCCUACAAUAAAGGACAUUCAUGAGCUCUUUUCCUACACUCUUAAUAUUCUUUGGAGGGAAGCCUUUUAGAAAAUAUUGAGCUUAAACAUGCUGGGAGAGCAUGAGACCUUUAAUCGUUGGAAGUUAUUUCUAUUCUGGAGCUUGUUUCUUUAAAAACGUACGUUCUUUGAAUAGAGUUUAGAGUGAAAAGUGAGUCUUCCCUGAGAGCACUUUUGCCCUGUGUUUGUUGAUAGACACUAUAAUCUCUGCAGUCUUUUAAAGUAAAUGGUAACGUUGUA